This is a messenger RNA of Paramecium octaurelia, 1347 nucleotides long. NCBI's taxonomy places the organism in Eukaryota, Ciliophora, Oligohymenophorea, Peniculida, Parameciidae. The record is from the annotation of a GenBank genome assembly.
UAUUAAUGAUUACAUAAAAUAAAGCCGUUCUCAACUGGAAAGAGUUCUUUAUGAAUGAAAAUCUGCUCACUGAUGCUUACAAAUUCAGAGACUGGAAUUAAUAAAACCUUGAAAUCCCCGAGAAGGAAACUUUGAUUAAAGAUCUUACACGCACCAGAAACGAUGACCCUUACUUCAAAAAGGAGUCCACCCAACGAUAUCUUAUGCUACUAGCCACAUUUUAUUGCUAACAAAACAGUGUCAAUUAUUAAUAAGGAAUGCUUGAAGUUGUUGCCCCGUUCUUGGUCAUGAAAAAUAGAGACUUUCCAAUAUAAAAAUGCUAUGCCUAUUUUAAUUCCUUCAUGAAUAAGUAUUUCCCCAAAGUUCUCGAAUGGAAUGUAUAAACCUCACAUCUAUCUUAGAUUCUCAAAGGACAAAAGCAACUCGCUCAUGUUCUAUCUGCCAUUCAAUUCUGUGAAAUUUUGCUUAAAUAUCAUUGCGCCGACUUCUAUAAUCGAAUUCUCAAGUUAGACGACUUCAACCUAUCGAUGGUAGUUACACCAUUAAUAAUGACGCUGUUUGCCAAAGGUACAUCGAUCCAACUUGUGUUUCUGAUUUUUGACGAGUACAUGAAGAGACACAAUCCCAAUUACAUCUUUUUCAUGGUAGCAGCUCUAUUCAUGACCCAAAAAUAAGUAUAGAAAGUAGAUAAUAAUAGAGGAAAUUUUAUCGAUUGAGGAUUCUGAAGAGCUAUUUACCUAUCUGAACAAGAAGUUGAAGCAAAUACAAUACGAGUCUGACGUUUAGAAAUUAUUUGACAGAGCUGAUGAAUUGUAUUCUCAAACCCCAGAAUCUUACGAGUAACUGAUUGCAUCUACAUCCUUCAAUGACAAAAGCGGUAUAUAAAACUUACUCAUAUUUUAGUACUAAGCGUUGAAGACAUUACAGAAUUAACCAAUCUAAGUUAAUCUUACUACUCCUAAUGUCUAUUCAUAGAAGUUUCUGAAAUGAAAUCUUUGUUUGGAAAAUCAAAAAAGCAGCCAACAAAAAAUAUAUAGCUACAAUUACUUGAUAUCAGAAAGGUAAAGAAACCUAAGUUAAGUGAAUUCCUGCCCAAAUAAUUUAUAACAAAGAAAGCUGAUGGGAAUUUCCAUACUUGCUUAAUUACGGAUUCUAAUCAAACUCUAGAUGAUGCUGUUAAAGUGGCAAAUUAGCUGGUUCUUGAUGGAGUUAAGCAUGUUUCUAUUUUAAAGGGAGGAUUUAAAGUAAAUUAAUCUAUUUAUAAGCGUAGUCUUUGUCGAUUUCGAUUAAGUAGUAAAAGGAUUGUUCAAUCAUGUGAUGGCAAUUUUAUAUAUUUCAUUAUAAUAC